ACGACAACACCACCCUUCUCAUACAGACCAGCUUCUACAGCGCCAAACCGACAAGAUGGCUCCCAGCAACCUUCCCGCGGUCUUCAACCCUACCCAGCAGGACAUCGAGAUGCUCCUCGCUGCUCAGUGCCAUCUCGGCGCAAAGAACCUCCAGGUGCACAUGGAGCCGUACCUGUGGAAGACCAGGCCCGAUGGUGUCAAUGUCAUCAACGUUGGCAAGACCUGGGAGAAGAUCGUGCUCGCUGCGCGUAUCAUUGUCGCCAUUGACAACCCUGCCGACAUUUGCGUCAUCUCCGCUCGUCCCUACGGUCAGCGUGCUGUCCUCAAGUUCGCCGCCCACACUGGUGCCGUUGCCAUCGCUGGUCGCUUCACCCCCGGUAACUUCACCAACUACAUCACCCGCUCGUUCAAGGAGCCCCGCUUGAUCAUUGUCACCGACCCGCGUACCGAUGCCCAGGCCAUCAAGGAGGCUUCCUACGUUAACAUUCCCGUCAUUGCUCUCUGCGACGGCGACUCACCCACCGAGUAUGUCGAUGUUGCCAUCCCCACCAACAACAAGGGUCGCCACGCCAUCGGUCUCGUCUGGUGGAUGCUCGCGCGUGAAGUCCUCCGCCUGCGCGGCACCCUCGCCUCCCGCGAGGCUGAGUGGGACGUCAUGACUGAUUUGUACUUCUACCGCGAUCCCGAGGCUGAGGAGAACAAGGACGCCACUGGCGUUGAGGAGGCCAAGGUGCCCGGUGCCGACGAGGUUGGCGCUGGUGCCGUUGAGGCUGGCUUCACUAGCGAGUGGGAGGUCUCUGGUGCGUCUGCUGGUGCGUUCACGAGCCAGGCUGCGGCGCCAGGUGCUAGCUGGGAUGCGGAUACCACUGAUUGGGCUGCGACUGGUGAGCAGCAGACCACCACUGAAGGAUGGGGUGCUGAGACUGCUGCUGCCCCGGCUACCACUACCCAAUGGUAG
Molecule: messenger RNA, 958 nt
Organism: Cucurbitaria berberidis CBS 394.84
Lineage: Eukaryota; Fungi; Ascomycota; Dothideomycetes; Pleosporales; Cucurbitariaceae
Product: ribosomal protein S2
Exons: 3
Coding region: 56-958 (300 amino acids)
Biological process (GO): ribosomal small subunit assembly; cytoplasmic translation
Cellular component (GO): 90S preribosome; ribosome; cytosolic small ribosomal subunit
Molecular function (GO): structural constituent of ribosome
Source: RefSeq, a predicted model, not a curated record